Penaeus vannamei (Pacific white shrimp) is the source of this 621-nucleotide messenger RNA. Its product is annotated as probable rRNA-processing protein EBP2 homolog. Gene Ontology annotation, cellular component: nuclear periphery; nucleolus; preribosome, large subunit precursor. The record is from RefSeq and is a predicted model, not a curated record. NCBI's taxonomy places the organism in Eukaryota, Metazoa, Arthropoda, Malacostraca, Decapoda, Penaeidae. Gene Ontology annotation, biological process: ribosomal large subunit biogenesis; rRNA processing.
CCCAGAGACCCACAUGUUCGAGAAAUUUACAGCAGUGUUUACAUCGUUUCGAGAGAAGAAAACUCUUAUUUAUUUUAUUAAUUAGUUACAACCCUAAAGCAUGGUGAUGGAGUCUGACACAGAAUCUGACUUCUCGGAGGAGGAGGAGUACUCAGACUAUGAGGAAUUGAUCUCCGAUGACGAUGAAUCAGAUGGCGAGCUGCAAAGAGCCUUUGAAAGAGGGGACAUAAAGCCUGGAUUGAACUUUGCAGCAGACAUUGAUGCGCGGAAUAAGGAAAUGAAGAAUGAUGUGGCUGGUCUUGAACAAAAACUAAAGGAGUUCAAACAGAGUUUACCGUGGAUUGAACGACUAGAUUUUACCAACACACCUGCCCCUUUGGCUCCAGAGCUAGACGUUGAGAUAGCUGAACACGCCAGGGUGCGCGAGACCAGAAUGAAAGGUACCGUGAAAGAACUUCAACCUGGAUGAAGACCCAAUCCACAAUGACUUCAAACGGGAAAUGAUUUUCUACAGACAGGCUCAGCAGGCGGUUCUGGAUGGGUAUGAACGACUUGAAAAGCUGGAGAGGCCAACGCUUAGGCCUGACGACUAUUUCGCGGAAAUGGCCAAAAGUGAUGUUC